UUCCCCAUCCUCUAUCCCUGGGCGUACGCUACAGAAAAAAUUGAAGAGGUUAAAAGAGAAAUAGGAGAUCUCGUUCAGCGUUUGCCAAUGGAUGAACCAAUAGGCAUAGAAGAGUACAUAGAUAUCGACAAAAAUGCAGAAAUUUAUUCCUCUACUGACGAAAACGGUUUAUUCCAAGAGAUUGUAGAUACGGUUAAUCGUAUUGAAACAUUAGAAGAGGAUAAACCUUCCGAAGAACGAAUUGUAACAAGCUCUGAAGCGUUUUUGGG
Molecule: messenger RNA, 269 nt
Organism: Paraglomus occultum
Lineage: Eukaryota; Fungi; Glomeromycota; Glomeromycetes; Paraglomerales; Paraglomeraceae
Source: the annotation of a GenBank genome assembly